AUGCCAGACCGAGAGACUUGCCACAAUUUGCUCUUUCAAAUCGUCAAGGAUCUUGAGGGUGGUCCCCAGGAGUUGUUCGACGUCAUUUUCGAGUUUUUCGCGAAAAGAACUGAUUUCUACAACGCCAAGGGAAUUGACGAGACUCGUCAAAUCGUUCUACAAGCUUUUGAGAAGCAUGCGGCUACAGCUAUUCAGAAAGCCAAAGACGAAGCCCAGCGUCGAGCGCAUGAAGAAGCAAAACGCCAGGAAAAACGUCAACGAGAGCAAAAAGAGGCUGAAAACGAGUCGAAGAUUGUCGAAUUGACCGACGAGGAAGCCAAAGAAUUUGAGGAACAGCAAAAGAAUCAACAACCAGCUGCCACAUCAAAAACCGAAGAGAAAAGCGGUGCUAUUGAGGAUGAAAAUGAUGAGGACAAGGGAAAACUUCAACCGAAUGCUGGCAACGGCGCUGAUCUCGAGCAUUAUUCAUGGACGCAAAAUCUGCAAGAACUUGAGGUACGGGUUCCAUUCAAGGUGAAUUUCCAACUGAAAGCCAAAGACAUUGUGGUGGUUGUCGAGAAGACUCAUCUCAAGAUCGGAUUGAAAGGUCAUCCACUGAUCAUCGAUGGAAAUCUUCCGCAUCCCGUCAAGUUGGAAACUUCCCAAUGGGUACUUGAGGACAAGAAAAACGUAGUGCUCACUUUGGAAAAGGUGAAUGGUAUGGAAUGGUGGUCGAAAAUCAUCGAUACGGACCCGGAGAUCAGCACGAAGAAGGUGCAACCCGAGAACAGCAAGCUCAGCGAUCUGGAUGGAGAAACUAGAGCGAUGGUUGAGAAAAUGAUGUACGAUCAACGCCAAAAAGAAUUGGGCUUGCCGACGAGUGAAGAAAAGAAGAAACAUGACAUCAUGAAAAAGUUUAUGGAAUCCCAUCCCGAGAUGGACUUCUCGCAAGCAAAAUUCAAU
Messenger RNA from Mesorhabditis belari, 942 nucleotides. NCBI's taxonomy places the organism in Eukaryota, Metazoa, Nematoda, Chromadorea, Rhabditida, Rhabditidae. The record is from the annotation of a GenBank genome assembly.